AACUCGUCGCUGAUUGGUUGGUGGCACGACCGCUCAUGGCGCUAUAUAACGUGUGAACGUGCGGCGGCGAGCGGCCACCUUCACGCCGUUCGUCCACGUCCAAGAAAGCCCACCAACGCGACGUGAGACGAGCGACUGAGCAGGCGGGGAAGGCAAGAGUACGGAUACCGUCGCUUCUUUGUGGUGGAACAAGUAGAAGGACCUGCCUUACCGAGAAAUACCGGUGACAACAUGGAACUUCACAACAAGGAAACGGUCUCCGGAGAGAUUCUGCCUGUGGUGAUCAUCGGUAACGGCCCCUCAGGGAUUUGUUUGUCAUACCUGCUGUCAGGCUACACCCCCUACCUGUCGCCCGGGGCGUCGCACCCCAACCCGCUGCUGCACAGCAAGCUGGCCGAGCAGCCCGGCCUGUCCCUGCUAGAGCAGGACCUGGAGUACCUGUGCGAGGGUCUGCAGGGGCGCUCGUCCAAUCCGGUCGCCGUGCUCUUCGACUCGCUGCUGCUGCCCGACGGCGACUUCGGCCUGGACCGUACGUCCCCGCUGGAGUGGCGGUACGAGCCCGAGAGAGCCGUGACGCACCUGGUGCUGGGCAAGGGGCCCCCCGGUGGAGCCUGGCACGCCAUGGAGGGCUCCAUGCUAACGCUAAGCCUCGCUAACUGGAUGGAACUACCUGGACUCAAAUUGAAGGACUGGAUGAAAGACAAGAGAAGAAACGUACGCAACGACCGCGCCACGCCGGCCGAGAUCGCCUCCUACUACCAGCACUACGUGACCCAAAUGUCCCUGGGGCACAACUUCGCCUGCGGGACCGCCGUCACCUCGGUCACCUGGCGGCCGGCCGAUCGCCGCGGAUACUGGAGGGUCGAGGGGCUGCAGUGCCGAGAGGGCGAGGAGCUUGGAGACGUUUCCCCCGUGGAGCAGGUGCCCUUCUCCCUGUUGGCCCGCAACGUGGUGUUGGCGACGGGCACCCACGACAUCCCGGCCCGUCUGGGCGUGGAGGGCGAGUCGCUGCCCUACGUGUGCCACUCCUUCUGGGAGCUGGAGGGCGCCAUCUCGCGCGGCGAGCUGGACGAGUCGUCGGACCCGGUGCUGGUGGUGGGCGCCGGGCUGACGGCCGCCGACGCCGUGCUGGCGGCCCACCACCUCAACGCGCCCGUCUACCACGCCUUCCGCCGUGCCGUCGCCGACCCGGGGCUCAUCUUCAACCAGCUGCCCAAGAUGCUCUACCCAGAGUACCACAAGGUUCACCAGAUGAUGAUGCAGCAGCAGCACCAACCCUCAUCCCCCUCGCCUUCCCCCUUCUCCACCUCUUCCUCAUCCUACAGCGGCUACCUCAGCUUGCCGCGCCACCGCGUGGUAUCCUUCCGGCCGGACCGCAAAUGCGUCCUCCAGUCGGACUCGGGCCGGCGUACCGUGGUCCAAGUAUCCAAGGCGCUGGUGCUGAUCGGCGCCCACCCCAACCUGUCCUUCCUGCCCGAGCGGGGCCGCCCUCUGGGGGUUAUCCCGGACGAGGCCGUCACCUGCCGGAGGAACCCCAUCGACGCGGACCCCUUCACCAACCGGGUGGUGGCGGCCGAGGGGCCCGGCAUGUACGCCAUGGGCCCGCUGGUGGGGGAGAACUUUGUGCGCUUCCUGAAGGGCGGCGCCUUGGCCAUAGCCAGCGAUAUCGCCAAGGGACAGAGGGAGGGCGGCGGGGGAGCGCCGGGGUCCUUGGACGGACUCGCGGACAAGUGGGAGGACCGACAGGCCGCCGUGCAGACCCUCGCCCGGGUGGCGCUAUCGUAGCCGCUGGAGAAAUGAAGGUGGAAGAACCUUCGUCAUAGUGCAAUUGGACUUAAAUUAAAAAAUGCCUUUUUUUUUUUGUUAACUUAUCAUUAUUUUAUGUUUAUAGCAGUGGUUCUCAAACUGAGGUCCGUGAGCCAUAACCUGGGUUUCCGCAAACCAAUUUGAAAUGCAAUAAUGAAUUUCCAUGUUUGCGAUUCGCUCCUCGCAAAUUUGCUGUUUUUGUGGGAACCUACCCUCUGCUUCGUAACACCAAAGUAGGGGAGUUUGUCAGUGAAUAGCAAAGGAUAGGUCGCCCCAAAAAAGAAAUCUGCGACGAGGCCAAAGAGACCGGCAGGCCCAAAAAAAACUAACUAAAUUAUAUAAUAAUAAAGAAAAAAGCAAUGACUCCUCCCAACCUUAACUGUGGACCACCAAAGAUCAGAUAUGAUUGUGUCCGAUCACAUCCCAGCAUGAAAAGUCAUUUUUGUUUUGUUUUUGAGACCAUAGUCAUAUUUCUGAAGAGAAUACAAGCGUCUUUUCCCAUGUUAAGAUGCGUCAUAUCAAAAGAAGAAAAUUAUAUAUUUGAAAUUGUUCAAAUGUGACUGUUGUGUCCUGUUAAACUGUCUUGGGAAAAGAUGCAUUUAUUCUCAUAGGAUGAAUACUCGGCUACUUUUUCGUUUGUAUGGCGUUUGGGGCUACUCUUUGUAGUUGUUCCUGGACCCAAAAAGUUUGAGAACCUCUUUUCUGUCAGCUACUGAAGAUCGUCAUCGCUUGUCUUGUUUUUUUUUAAAUUUUAAUUAGUAUUAUUCUUAUUUUGGUCCAGCUAAAGUUGGCUUGCUGGGGUUGCAGAGACCAGUUGGUGCGCUUGCGUGCACCACUUUAAGAACGAACCUCUUCCUGAUAUGGGCGUCACGCGGCUACAUUUGGAUCACAUGACCAAAACAAUUUGUGGCACGUCAAUCUGAAACAUCCCAAAGUUAUUACGAUUAUUUUUUUAAUAUAUGUUUAAUCUUAUUCUCUUUUUGUGGAUUAAAAAAAAAAAAAAAAAAAAAAAAGAUUCCUCACAAGACCAAAGCCAUGAUUUGACACUGUAAUGACUCGGUACUGUUUGCGUUGUUCGUAUGACACCAAUGACACUGUUCGCUUUACACGUACUCUAUUCAUGGGUUCAUUGACAUACUAUAAUAUAUCAUAUACAAUGUACAGCAUUGGGAAGCAUUGAAAAACAGACUGUAUUUUUAUAAUGACAUUUUCAGGUCUUUUUCGUCCUUCCUACCUUCCUUCCCUCGGUUGCUUUUGCCUUUUGCUUUUCUUCAUGCAUCCUUGCUUCCGUCCUUCGUUGCCUGAAACCUUUUCUGCCUUCCUUGCUCGCAUCCUGCCUGUGUGCCUUCCUUCCUAUAGUCAUCACACUUGUUUUAUUCAUGCGUCUGUCUGCCAUUUUAAAGUCACUUUUCUACAUUCCUCCCUUCCCUCGGUUAUUCUUGCAUCCUGUUCUUGAACAGGAGCCUUCUCCUCUGCCUUCCUUCCUUCCUCUCUGACCUCUUACCCUCCGUCUCGCUUUUUUCCGUGGCCGUCUUUUCCUUCCUGACCACCUUCCUUCCUUCCCUCAGAGCCACUUGUAUCUUGCAUCCUUCCUUCCUUUGCUUCAAAACUACUUUUCCAUCUCCCUGGAAUCCACUUUGUUUGUUCCUGUGUACAUGUACAGAUACUGUCGAGGUCAAGGAAACAUUUUGAAAACUAUUAAUGAAAACCUUUUUUAAAAAUAAAGUUGCUAAAUUCCUCAAAGAUAAGUGCUGUUAAGUUUUGAACCGAGUGCCCUGUAAAGGUUUACGUGUAUUUUUUUUAAAUGCCUUUCUUGAAGCAUUUUCAACAAAAAAAAAUGCAUUUAAACGCCACAUGGACUUCAUCAGGUUCCAAAACAAAAGCACGAUGUUAUAUGGGGACAAAAGUGACCUUGGCUCAAGAAAUCCAAGCACUGAACCAGACUUAUUAGUGUGAUUUGAAUUUAGAGCUAUCUGAGCAGGAAACAAAUGGAGACUUUUUCCAAUGUUAAUUUACAUAACAGUCAAUCAGUAACUACACUAAAGGACAGUAGGACAGUUUGAAGUUUACCUUAACUGACCUAAAAAAAAAAGAAAACAUUUGACUGAUUUUAUUUCCAAGUUGUUUAAAUUUCAGAACUUGGGAAAUAAUAUGAAGAGAUAUAUUUUUUAAAGUGUGUCCUUUAUUAACUGAACUGGUGAGGUUUUCGGUCCCAUUUGAAUGUUAUUAACUGUCAUCCGUUAUUGGAGAAACACGGAAAAAAUCCAAACUUGUGGCGUUAAUCCUUUCAAAGUCUUGGAGAUUUGACAAACUCUCUCGUUGAUUUCAUUUCAAGUUGUACCACAUUUGGACGUUCCACUAUACCACAGCAACAUUUGAUUUAUUGGCCAAAAUGCAAACACAAAACGCGUGUCUGCUUGUAUUCUAUUAGAUAUGAGCCAAUAAUCUCCUUUCAUUGAUUCUUGUGUUUAACUUGAUUCCCUUUGUGUGUUCAGUUUUGUGAUUGAUUGACUGGUUCUGGACAAGCCAGUUGGUGCCUUCCACGCUCGUGCAAUGGAAAACAGAACAGAGUAGAUUGAGUCACGCAAUGACAGGUGCUGUAGAUUGUCGUCGACUUCCAAAAUGUUUGUACUGGAUAUGAACGUGUUCGUAUCCAAUCAAAUUGUGUCUAUUAAAGUCACUUGUGCGCAAACAUA
Molecule: messenger RNA, 4502 nt
Organism: Phyllopteryx taeniolatus (common seadragon)
Lineage: Eukaryota; Metazoa; Chordata; Actinopteri; Syngnathiformes; Syngnathidae
Gene: osgn1
Product: oxidative stress induced growth inhibitor 1
Source: RefSeq, a predicted model, not a curated record